Pristis pectinata (smalltooth sawfish) is the source of this 795-nucleotide messenger RNA. Its product is annotated as class A basic helix-loop-helix protein 9-like. The transcript has a single exon. Bases 1 to 795 code for a protein of 264 amino acids. Gene Ontology annotation, biological process: regulation of transcription by RNA polymerase II; developmental process. NCBI's taxonomy places the organism in Eukaryota, Metazoa, Chordata, Chondrichthyes, Rhinopristiformes, Pristidae. Gene Ontology annotation, molecular function: RNA polymerase II transcription regulatory region sequence-specific DNA binding; DNA-binding transcription factor activity, RNA polymerase II-specific; protein dimerization activity. The record is from RefSeq and is a predicted model, not a curated record.
AUGCCGAGGCCAGCGAGCAAGAGGAAGGCUACAUUGGAAGCAGCGGAUUACUCAGAUGAAGGGGAUGACAUUUACGACCCACCAGACGACGGGGAAGCGGCGAGGGAACAGAGGAGCAAAUCCAAAAGUGAGGCGGACGCCAACCUACGCGAGGUAGAAGAAUCCAAAGCCAAGAAGCGCAACCGACCCGUGCGAUCCAAAGCGAGGAGAAUUGCUGCUAACGUGAGGGAGAGGAAGCGAAUACUGGACUAUAACCAAGCCUUCAACGCCUUGCGAUUGAGCUUGAAGCAUGACCUGAAUGGCAAGAGGUUGUCCAAGAUCGCCACUCUAAGGAGGGCCAUCAAUAAGAUCUCCACUCUGUCCAUGCUUCUGCAUUCGUCUCCUUCGGCCGCUCAGAGAUGGACCUGCAGCCACGCCGAGUGCCAACGCUUAGCGGAGGAGACAAGGCUCGGUGACCAUGGUCAGGCCUACCAGAUCCCAAUGGAGAGCUGCUCCCUGCCCACACAGGCGCCCUAUGGUGACUCCAAUCACCUGGCCGCCUGCUCGUCGCCUCACUAUCCCAAAUGCGCAGCCGAGAGUCCCUUCUACUUCCAGCAGCCUUCGAAUAGCAGCUCGAAGGACGAGCCUUUGAUGGCCAGCCCGCAGUACUACUCAAGUGGGAACUGCCAGCUCGGUGUGAGGACAGUUUACCAUCAAAACCACGUGGAGACCUUUGUGGACUCCUCGCUACCAUUGGCUUGGCAAUUCAAUUACUUCCCGGGAACUAACUACCAACAGACCCUCCCAAUGCAUUGA